Molecule: messenger RNA, 2615 nt
Organism: Hypanus sabinus (Atlantic stingray)
Lineage: Eukaryota; Metazoa; Chordata; Chondrichthyes; Myliobatiformes; Dasyatidae
Gene: tcn2
Product: transcobalamin II
Exons: 10
Coding region: 198-1469 (423 amino acids)
Biological process (GO): cobalamin transport
Molecular function (GO): cobalamin binding
Source: RefSeq, a predicted model, not a curated record
AGCAGUCGCCUCCAACCGGAACAGAGGGAACAGGGCAGCGGACUGACCUGCUGACCAGCCGCCAACCGAGCAGCCCCGCUACAUCGGGCAGUCUCAGCCGGGGCGAUAACAACGCACUGUGUCAACUUUCGCUGCGAAAUAGUUUGCUGCCGGUUCACGGUGCGGGACAGGAACACUGCAUUUCUGUAAAAUACAUCAUGCAGCCCAGACUGUUGCUGUUGAUAUCCUGCACGGGGAUUCUUUUCCUCACAGUCAAACUGGAAGCCAGUCACGAGAAGACCAUCGUGGCCUUGAACUCCCGUCUCCUUAGAUCUACGGGUACGUUGCCAGCCAAUCCCAGUAUCCACAUUGCCUUGCGAUUGUCGGAGCACCAUGGCCUCGGCUUUGAACGGAAAUACCUUCACCGGCUGAAGUCUGACCUCCACAGGAAGCUUUUCAGAUCACGGCUGGAUUCUAAGCUCUCCACUGGCCUCGUAGCUCUGUACCUGUUGGCGUUGCGUGCGUCCUGCCAGAAUAUGCGAGCACAACAGCCAGCACUGCUCUACCUGAAGAACAAACUUGAUGCUGAAGGAAACUACACCAAAUAUCACCACAUGCCUCUGAGCAGCCACUACCAAUACAGUUUGGGAGUGUUGGCCCUCUGUGUGAACAACAUACGGAUACAUCAUAUGGUCUUCUCUGGGUUGGUGCCACAUCACCGCCACCUCCAUCACUCAGUCGACACAUCAGCCUUGGUGGUGUUGGCACUGAAGUGUGUACUGGAGUCGAAAGCGCCCAAUAGUAAUCGCUGGAUGUACAGUCAGCACAGAAGGCAGAAGGCACAGAAUGAAGUGAACGAGCUAAUGGAAAUGAUACGGAGAAAGCAAGAAAGCACUGGGGUGAUUGGGAACACCUACAGCACACCACUCGCUCUGCAGGCUCUCUUAGCCACUGGAGACAAGGAACAAUGGUUGAAAGGAAGAAGUUAUCUACUGCAACAAGCCAAACAAGGAGCCUUUCAGAAUCCAAUGGCCCUGUCUCAGCUGCUACCUGUUCUCUACCAGAAAACCUACCUAGAUGUUGGCCAAAUGGACUGCCACAACGAGACUGGAGACCUGAGGAGCAAUGAUCUGGAAGCGCUCGGCACUGCCGAUGAACCUGAACCGAGCCCACCGCCAGGAGUGGUCUAUCUCAGUGUGAAAGAUAAGAGCCUGCAGACGAUUUACAGGGCCACGGUGCCGCUGCACAGCGGGAUGUCCCUCCUUGAAGUCCUGCGUGAAGCUAAACGAAAUGACACCAAUUUCAAUUUUGAGACCGUGCCAACCCUGUGGGGACCUUUCCUGACCUCAGUGAACCACAUAGCAGGACAGGAUAGCACAAGGACCUACUGGACUCUGCUUUCGGAAACACACACACCACUGAUUCAAGGAAUCCAGGAUUAUCACCCCCAUCAAGGCGAACACAUCCUCCUGCAGCCCAGCAGCUUCUAGCCAGCUCAGCCAUCCGCAGCUCCCGUCUUCCAAUCGGUUGAUCAUUAAUGAGUUAAUUCAGAGCCCUGAAAAGCAGGCUAAUCAUUAAGGGGCACAUGCAGAACGCUGGAGGCAUUCAGCAGGUCAGGGAGCGUCUGUGGCAAGAAACAAACAAUAAGGAAUUAAUAAGGGAUUUUUAAAGCCUAAAACCGUCAUUCCUGGGCUGUCACAGCCUAACCGAAGGGCAAAUGGACGAAGAGGCAGAUACUCGCCUUAUCAUUGCCAGUAAAAUCCCAGACACUGAGUACACUUCUCUUCUGUUGCCCACUUCCUUUCCUUUGGCCAUUACUGAGCCCGUUAAUGCAUCUGGAGCGGUCUGUGAUUCACCAGCCCACAGUCUGUCCAAUGGCCACUCAAACCAAUCUUACCACGCUUGAUUAUUCCCGCUGCUGUCUGGGAAUUUACCGGGAUGUGGUUCCCUUCAUCCUUUGCACCAAGCCGAGACAGGAGGUCUCCUUGCCAAUCGGUGUGAUGUACAGGAGUACCUGGUUACCGAUCCAGCAUAUGCCCUUUGGCCUUUAGCUCUGUGCCAUCUCUAAUACUCCCACUGCCUCUGCUGUCUGCAGCCCAGGGUGCAGGAUGGAACUCGAGGCUGUAUUUCCACACAGCGUUAAGGGAGCUAAUUGGCCAGUAAGUCCAUUCCGGCUCUCUGCACUCCCAUGAAAUUUCCCUAUAACUUACUUCCAUUAACUCUCCCACAACUCUACCCUUCACCUGUUCCCAGGGAGAAUUUGCAAAUUGCACACAAACAGCAGCAGAGGUGGGGAUUGAACCUGGGUUGCUGGAGCCCAGGGGCAGCAGCUCCGCCUACUGUGUCCUUGCUCUGGCCUGCAGACAGAACAACCAAGUUUAUAACCACUUCCUCACUUCCACACAGCAUCCAUAUUUACAUAUUGAUUCUCCUUCAGUGAUUUUUCUUCAAUAACCUGCUUUUGGUUAAUAUUAGCAAAUGUAUAAAUAAAAAGAACUGUUGAGCCAUGAGCAUUAUGUUGAAUAGCAUACUGGCAAAGAAGGUAGGGAAAUUGAUUUAACUGAGGGCUUGAUGCUUUAACUGUUAUUGAUAAAUAUUGUCAUCACGUUUUUGUAAUAUUAAAUACUAAAGUGUUA